AUGCAUUUUACAAUCUAUAAUGUACAAUCAAACAUUCUGAAUUUAUGUGAUAACUUGUGGAAAGAAAUUCGACACAAUCGCAUUAUGGCAUUUGCACCAAAGCAAGAUUGUUCUGUAGACAAUUACUACGCAAUCAAUCGAAUUUUAUUAUUAUGUGUCGGUUUAUGGCCAUAUCAAAAAUCUAAUUGGAGAUACAUUAUAAUAACAUUUUUUACUAUAACAUUCAUAUUGUCCAUAGUAUUUCAGUUAACAACUUUUAUCACGACACAAUACAACACAGAUAUUCUUCUACAUGUCCUCGCAUAUAGUGUCCCAUGGCUAGCCUACACGUUAAAAUAUAACGCUCUCUGCUUAAACUUAAGACAUAUACGAGAUCUUAUGGAUCGGAUAUAUUACGAUUGGAAUGAGUUAAAUAACGUGCAAGAACUUGAAAUAAUAAAAAAAUAUUCGGCUCUUGGAAGAUUUAUCACAUUGAUUACAACAUUGUUUAUUUAUAUAUCUAUUUCCUGCUUCGUUCUGAUACUGUUUCUGUCAAAUUUUCUUCUAAAUAUUCCAACUACUAUGAACGAAUCUCACCCACGACAACUUCCUGUCCUAAUGGAAUAUUUUGUAGAUCAGCAAAAAUAUUUUGUUCCAAUUUUUGUUCACAUAUGUGUUAUUAUUGUGUGUGGUCUAACUACUGUGGCAGCCACUGAAACGCUUUUUAUGUCAUAUAUACAACAUACAUGUGGAUUAUUCGAAAUAGCUUGCUGUCGCAUAGAACAAGCCUUACACAAAGACACGAUACAGGGUAUUACAUCUUUCACCAAAAGAAAUUCAGUAAUAUGUCAAGGAAUAAUCAAUGGGUUCUAUAUGUACAAAAAAGCUAUCGAAUUUAUUGAAAUUUUAAAAACAAAUUGUAAAUUGGCAUAUUCAUUAUUAAUGCCAUUGGGGGUACUGUCGCUGAGCGUUAAUCUCUAUCGCCUUUCUCGAUUGAUAACGUCUAGGGAAUAUUACGAGAUGAUUAUUAGCUUCACGUUCAUUGUUGGCCAUUUUUGGUACAUGUUUUUCUGCAAUUAUGUAGGACAAGAAUUGAUCGAUCAUAGCAGCGAUAUCUUUUAUAGAAUAUACAAUGCGCGAUGGUAUGUAGCUCCGUUGAGAGCACAGAAAUUAUUGCUACUUGUGAUGCAAAGAAGUAUGCGACAUUGCACGAUCGUCAUUGAUGGCUUGUUUAUUCCAUCAUUAGAGGGAUUUGCUACGCUUACAAGUAUGUCAAUUUCAUACUUUGCAAUGAUUCUUUCCUUGUUUUGA
Molecule: messenger RNA, 1290 nt
Organism: Pogonomyrmex barbatus (red harvester ant)
Lineage: Eukaryota; Metazoa; Arthropoda; Insecta; Hymenoptera; Formicidae
Biological process (GO): sensory perception of smell; detection of chemical stimulus involved in sensory perception of smell
Cellular component (GO): plasma membrane
Molecular function (GO): olfactory receptor activity; odorant binding
Source: RefSeq, a predicted model, not a curated record